This is a messenger RNA of Trifolium pratense (red clover), 4032 nucleotides long. Its product is annotated as villin-3. NCBI's taxonomy places the organism in Eukaryota, Viridiplantae, Streptophyta, Magnoliopsida, Fabales, Fabaceae. Gene Ontology annotation, molecular function: actin filament binding. Gene Ontology annotation, biological process: actin filament severing; cytoskeleton organization. Bases 655 to 3606 code for a protein of 983 amino acids. The record is from RefSeq and is a predicted model, not a curated record. The transcript has 24 exons.
AUGGAAGAAUAAUAGAUAGAUAUAGUGAAUGAGUGAGAGUGAGUGGUAAAAUAUGAAAUCCAAAAGAGAAGAAUAGAAUAUCCUUAAUAUUGUAAAAUGGACGGUUUGCACACUGUUCGGAUCUUUCUUACCUUAAAAUAACGACUUUCUUUCAUUUGUCUUUAUGUUAUUAUUAUUAUUAUGGUAAUAAAAAACAACAACAAUAUAAAUUUCGGUUAAAAAAAAAAAAAAUUUAAUAAAAUAAACCUCAUGCUCAUUGUUUUUUUCUUCUUUUUAUUCAAUAAAAUUUGUUCUUUUUUCUCCAUUGUAAUUGUUUGAGCAUCUUUAGCAUCAUCAUCGUCAUAAUUCAUUCAUACCUUUGUCUCUGCAAUUCUCUGAAAUUGCAAAUCUCAAAAGCCUAAAAAAGUUGGAGAGAGAUACCAAAAAAAAAAAAAAACACUCACAAAAACAGCAAUAAUUCACUUUUUUUCCUCUCUCUUUUCAACAAAGUAUCUCUCUCUCUCUCUCUCUCUUGCCAGCUCUGCAACCUUGUCCUCCCCCAUAACCUUUUUCUUAUUAUCUCUCUCUCUCACACACACCCCCUCAUCAUCACCAUCACACCCUGAGAUCUCAGUUUUUGCUGAAAAAACAGUAUUUUAGAAGGAAGUUUCAGCCAUGUCUAGCUCUACAAAAGUGUUGGAACCAGCAUUCCAAGGAGUAGGCCAAAAAGUAGGGACUGAAAUAUGGAGGAUUGAGAAUUUUCAGCCAGUUCCAUUUCCGAAAUCUGAUUAUGGGAAAUUCUACAUGGGAGAUUCUUACAUCAUCUUGCAGACAACACAAGGCAAAGGAGGCAGUUAUUUGUAUGAUAUUCACUUCUGGAUUGGAAAGGAUACAAGUCAGGAUGAGGCUGGAACUGCAGCCAUUAAAACUAUUGAACUUGAUGCAUCCCUUGGUGGACGUGCAGUGCAGCAUAGGGAAAUCCAAGGGCAUGAAUCUGACAAGUUUUUGUCAUACUUUAAGCCAUGUAUUAUACCAUUAGAAGGAGGUGUUGCAUCUGGUUUCAAAAAACCAGAAGAGGAGGUGUUUGAAACACGUUUGUAUGUAUGCAAAGGAAAACGAGUUGUUAGAAUAAAACAGGUCCCUUUUGCACGUUCUUCGCUGAAUCAUGAUGAUGUAUUCAUCUUAGACACUAAGGAUAAGAUUUAUCAAUUCAAUGGAGCAAAUUCCAAUAUUCAAGAAAGAGCCAAGGCUUUAGAAGUUAUUCAGUUGUUGAAGGAAAAGUAUCAUGAAGGGACAUCCAAUGUUGCAAUUGUUGAUGAUGGAAAGUUGGAUACUGAGUCAGACUCAGGUGAAUUUUGGGUCCUCUUUGGUGGUUUUGCUCCCAUUGGAAAGAAAGUAAUCAGUGAAGAUGAUAUUGUUCCAGAGACAACUCCUGCUAAACUAUAUAGUAUUGCUGAUGGUGAGGUCAAGUCAGUGGAAGGUGAACUUUCUAAGUCACUGUUGGAGAACAGCAAAUGCUAUUUAUUGGACUGUGGUGCUGAGAUAUUUGUCUGGGUUGGCCGUGUAACACAAGUUGAUGAAAGAAAAGCAGCAUGUCAAGCUGCUGAGGACUUUGUUGCAAGUCAAAAAAGGCCAAAAGCUACAAGAAUAACAAGGGUUAUUCAAGGUUAUGAGACACAUUCAUUUAAAUCCAAUUUUGAUUCUUGGCCAUCUGGCUCUGCUUCUACUGCUGGUGCUGAGGAAGGAAGAGGAAAAGUUGCAGCUUUGCUGAAGCAACAAGGUAUCGGUGUCAAGGGAGCGGCAAAGAGUGUCCCAGUUAAUGAGGAAAUUCCACCUUUGCUUGAAGGAGGUGGAAAAUUGGAGGUAUGGAUAAUCAAUGGAAGUGCUAAGACUCCAUUACCUAAGGAGGAUAUUGGUAAAUUUUAUGGUGGAGAUUGUUACAUAGUGUUGUACACUUAUCACUCUGGUGAGAGGAAGGAAGACUACUUCUUGUGCUCUUGGUUUGGAAAAGACAGCAUUGAGGAGGACCAGAAGAUGGCUACUCGGUUGGCAACUACAAUGUCCAACUCACUAAAGGGUAGACCUGUUCAGGGACGCAUAUUUGAUGGUAAAGAAUCACCACAGUUUGUUGCCCUUUUCCAACCUAUGGUGGUCCUCAAGGGUGGUGUGAGCUCUGGCUACAAAAAAUUAAUUGCAGAUAAAGGUUUGUCAGAUGAGACAUACACAGCAGAGGGUAUUGCUCUUAUUAGGAUUUCUGGAACAUCCAUUCACAAUAAUAAAACAAUGCAAGUUAAUGCAGUAGCAUCUUCGUUGAAUUCUACCGAGUGUUUUCUUCUGCAAUCUGGCUCAACAGUUUUUAAUUGGCAUGGCAAUCAAUCUUCCAUUGAGCAGCAUCAACUUGCAGCAACAGUUGCUGAAUUUUUAAGGCCAGGAGUUGCUUUAAAGCAUGCAAAAGAAGGAACAGAAACCUCAGCUUUUUGGUUUGCAGUUGGAGGAAAACAAAGUAUCACUAGCAAAAAAGUCACUAAUGACAUUGUCAGAGACCCACAUUUGUUCACUUUAUCAUUUAAUAAAGCGGGAAAGUUACAGGAAGAAGAGAUUUUCAACUUUGGCCAGGAUGAUCUGUUAACAGAAGAUAUCCUCAUUCUUGACACACAUGCAGAAGUGUUUGUUUGGAUCGGUCAGAAUGUGGACGCUAAAGAAAAGCAAAAUGCUUUUGAAAUUGCCCAGAAAUACAUAGAAAAGGCUGGAUCUCUGGAGGGACUAUCUCCUCAUGUACCACUAUAUAAAGUAACAGAAGGGAAUGAACCUUGCUUUUUCACAACAUACUUUUCUUGGGAUCAUGCAAAAGCUACGGUUCAAGGGAACUCAUUCAUGAAAAAGAUGGCCUUACUAUUUGGAAUUGGUCAUUCUGUAGAGGAAAAAUCUAAUAAUGGUUCAAGUCAAGGGGGACCAAGACAAAGAGCAGAAGCUUUGGCUGCUUUAAAUAAUGCAUUCAAUUCAUCUCCUGAGACACCACCCAGUGCGGAUAAAUUGAAUAGCCUAAAUCAAGGAGGACAUAGGCAAAGGGCUGAAGCUUUAGCUGCCUUAAACUCUGCAUUUAGUUCAUCAUCUGCAACUAAACCUGUUACACCUAGAAAAUCUCCAAGAGGGCAAGGAUCACAAAGAGCAGCAGCAGUUGCUGCUCUUUCUAAUGUUCUCACUGCUGAAAAGAAGACACAUUCACCUGACAGUUCUCCUGUGGCAACCAGUAGUCCUGUUGUGGAAAGUAGCACUUUUGAUGCUAAAAGUGAAAGUGUCCCUUCUGAAUCGGAAGGUCGUGAAGAAGUUACCGAAACCAAGGAGACCGAGGAACCUGCUUCUGAAACUGGUAGCAAUGGAAAUUCGGAAUCAAAACAAGAAAAUGUGGAGGAUGGCAAUGAUAGUCAAAAUAGUCAACGUGUCUUCAGUUAUGAGCAAUUAAAAGCUAAAUCUGGGAGUCAUCUAUCUGGGGUUGAUCUUCAACGCAGGGAGGCUUAUCUGUCGGACCAAGAGUUUGAAACUGUAUUUGCAAUGACAAAAGAAGCAUUCAAUAAGUUACCAAAAUGGAAGCAAGACAUGCUGAAAAGAAAAUUUGAUUUGUUCUAGCCACUGAGACAUGCGAUGAGUGACACAUGCUGCUUAUGCGCAUUCUGAGUAUACCUUUCUUGAGUUGUCUUGAAAUGCAGUUAUCUGUUGAAUAGUGUGGUUGUUUUUGGUAUAUACCAUACUUGGAUUUCUAUGCAUAACACUUUGGUUUUGGCCUAUAAUGGAAGUAGUUGUGGUUAGUGUGGAGAUUGAUUUAUAGUUUGUCUGUUUAAAUUGUUGUCUCUUCCUCUUGUAAUGUUCACAUAUUGUUUUAGCAACAAAGACGGUGGACAAGUUCUAUUCUUUCAUUUCGUCAUGUUUGUAUUUUAAAGGUGUGGUUUUCAUUUUCUUUGUUGCUAUUGGUUAUAGGUGGAGGGUGUAUAUGUAUUGCUUGUUAUACUGUGAAUGAAUCUCAAUUUAAAGAAUGAAAAUUUGUUUGUUUGGUUA